AUGCUUGCCGCUAGGCCCUGCGCCAGCCUCGCCCGCCCUUCAGAGUGCGUGUCGGCGCCGGUUCGAGCGGCGGAUUUCACCAGCUUUAGCGGGCUCAAGGCCGUGCAGCCCGUCGCCGCCGUCGCACAGUCCGUCGCACACCGCCCGUCGCCUUCGGGUCGCAGCGCAGUCGUUGUGCGUGCGGGAGUUGCCGUUCCACCCUCGAUCUCGUCGUUGGCGCCGGUGGGCGACCGCGUGCUGGUGCGCCUGGAGCAGGCGGAGGAGCGCACGGCGGGCGGGCUGCUGCUGCCGUCGUCGUCGCAGAGCAAGCCGCAGGGCGGCAAGGUCGUCGCAGUGGGCGACGGGCGAACCAUCGGCGACAAGACUGUUCCCGUCGGUGUUGAGGCGGGCGCGCGCGUGGUGUACAGCAAGUACGCGGGCACGGAGGUGGACUACGACGGCGCGCCGCACGUGCUGCUGCGCGAGGACGACGUCGUCGGCACGCUCGACGGCGACGACGUCGCGCAGCUCAAGCCGCUCGCCGACCGCGUGCUUAUCAAGGUGCAAGAGGCGGAGCAGGUGACGGCGGGCGGGGUGCUGCUGACGGAGAGCGCCAAGGAGAAGCCCGUCAUCGGCACGGUGAGUGCGCCCCGCCCUGCGCCCCCACGCGGGUAG
This is a messenger RNA of Closterium sp. Yama58-4, 654 nucleotides long. The record is from the annotation of a GenBank genome assembly. Lineage: Eukaryota; Viridiplantae; Streptophyta; Zygnematophyceae; Desmidiales; Closteriaceae.